AUGAUUUGGAUACGACUAUUAGUCUUAUUUUUGAUUGUUAUUUUGGACCAAGGAAUUGCACAGAAUACAAAUGCAGUUAUAAUGUCGAUUAUGAAUGGAUGGCAAUUUCAAUGUGCUACAACAACUUGUCUACCCUAUGCUACUAUUACUGCAUCCUCUAUGCUUCUAUGUGAAAGUAGCUGUUUACGACAAAUUCAAUGCAAAGCUAUUAGUUUCCGACAAUCAACUGCUAUCUGUCAAUUGUUUAAUGGCAACAUAAAUCAAAACAGCAGUUUGCAAGCUAUUGUGGGCACUGUUACUAUGACAGUCAUCUCUGACAUACGAACGCCGUCGGUGCAUACCUCAACAUCGUCGACAUCAUCGUCAACCUCGACAUCGACAUCAACUUCAACAGCAACACCAGGAUGGACAGUAACUGGAAAUAUGAAUGUUGCACGAAAAUCUCAUACAGCAUCGAUGUUAUCAAAUGGAAAAAUAUUAGUUACCGGUGGAUAUGGUAGUAGUAAUCUCAACAGCGUUGAAUUAUAUGAUCCAUCAACGAGUAAUUGGACAACAACUACAAAUAUGAGUGUUGCACGAUCUUCUCAUACAGCAUCGAUGUUAUCAAAUGGAAAAAUAUUAGUUACUGGUGGAAGUGGUAGUAGUGGCGAGCUCAAGAGNACACAUGAUCCUCUUAUAUAUCAAAAAUAUUUUAUUCAUUGCUCGGCAAAGAUUCCUACUAUUUCGUGUUUGUUUUGA
Adineta ricciae is the source of this 738-nucleotide messenger RNA. The record is from the annotation of a GenBank genome assembly. NCBI's taxonomy places the organism in Eukaryota, Metazoa, Rotifera, Eurotatoria, Adinetida, Adinetidae.